Molecule: messenger RNA, 1697 nt
Organism: Salvia splendens (bonfire salvia)
Lineage: Eukaryota; Viridiplantae; Streptophyta; Magnoliopsida; Lamiales; Lamiaceae
Exons: 2
Coding region: 471-1487 (338 amino acids)
Biological process (GO): regulation of transcription by RNA polymerase II
Cellular component (GO): SAGA complex
Molecular function (GO): transcription coactivator activity
Source: RefSeq, a predicted model, not a curated record
AUAUAUUAAAAUUCGUGCCUUACCAAAUGUUCAUAAUUUUUAGAGACGAAUGGAUUAUAUUUUAUAAUUAUGCUGCAAUUAUACAAUAUAGUAGUACAUUCCAAAGUUAUAAUAGAGGUGCAUAAAAAAAGUUGAAUCAUUAAGUACUCCUAUUAACUUAUAAUAAUUUCCUUAAAAAAGACUUAUAAUAAUUAAUUUGAGGGGAAAAUCCUUUUAGGGCUUAGAAGUCCUAAAAGAAAAAAAAAAGUUAAAUUAACCAAUUAUUUGUAAUUAAAAAAACUAAGAAAAUCUGUAAUUGUACCGUGUUUGGUUUUGCUCUGUCCCUAAACUUGGAGUUGGAAUUUACGAACAGAAAUUGAACUCAGAAAAUCAGACUUCGGCCGCCGAAUAAACAGCCGAAAUUGGGACAAACGAUCAACAAUACAGCCUCAUCGUCGAGCUCUGCUCUGCCAAAUCAGUUUAAACGGAAAAUGGUUGCAAAAUUUACUCGUGUGGACACUAUAGAGCUGAAAGAUGUUAUCUAUCAAAGGAUUGGACACCAAAGAGCAGAUAGGUACUUUGAUCAGCUCAAGAGAUUUCUAAGUUUGAAGCUUAGCAAAGUUGAGUUUAACAGGAGCUGUGUGCAGACGAUUGGGAGGGAGAACGUUUAUCUUCACAAUAGGCUUAUCCGAUCCAUUGCCCAGAAUGCGUGUCAAGCUAGGAUCCCACCUCAAAAAGCUCGAAAACAAAUUGAAGGACUAAGUGUUAAGGUUGCAAAUGGUUACCAGAGGAACUCUCUGCAAUCUUUGUAUGGUGAUGCUUUCCCCCAGUCGCCUCGCAAAUGUAGGUCUCCUGUCAGCAGAGAUCGCAAGCUGAGGGAUCGCCCGAGCCCUCUGGGCCCACUGGGAAGGAGCCCUAGUCUCACUUGUGAAGAAACAGUCACGAGGACUCAAGAACAGCAGAGUGGAACAGUAACAGAGUUGCAUUCCCUCUGCAGCAGACCUCCAGUUGAUGUCGUCUCAGUGGAAGACGGGGAGGAGGUCGAGCAGUGUGCUGGAAGCCUCGAAGGUGGGAGGUGGUGGAGUCCUGUCACUGCUCCUUUUGGCGUCUCAGUUGGCGCUCGUGAGGCUGUUGGUUGUAGCUAUAAGGACGGUGCUUGUGCUGAGGCCUGUGAAAAUCGAGGGGAGUUGCCUGGUACGGUGUCUUUAAGAAGGUGUUUGCAGAAGAAGCUGGCAUCGGAGGGAGUAGGGAUCUCGCUGGAAUGUGCAGACGUGAUAAACAACAGCUUGAACGGGUUCUUGAAGCGAAUAAUUGAGCCAUGUUUGUCGAUUGCUUCAUCCAAGUGUACAGAUCUUGGGAGACAAUCAAAUAAGGCAGUGAUGCCUGAUAGAGCUAGACGUGUGAGUAUGCUGGAUUUCCGGGUUGCGAUGGAAUCAAACCCUCGUUUGCUCGGGGUAGAUUGGCCCGUACAGCUCGAGAAGAUCUGCCACUACGCCUCCGGGGAGUAAAAAAACUCCAGUUUUGAAAAUGGUAGUUGCAUAGAAGAGGGAGGUUUGGUGGCUUCACAUACAGAUAGGUUCUAACAGCAUUAAUUGCUAGGAAUGGGGUGUAUUAUUUUAGACUUAGAUACCGUUUUUAACAUUUCUUUCUCAUUAUAGAGUUGUAUAAUUUUUGUGUACAUAUAUUCUUGUAAUGAAAGAAACAUCCAUUUGUGGUUA